Messenger RNA from Labrus bergylta (ballan wrasse), 4227 nucleotides. RefSeq names its product SRSF protein kinase 3 (gene srpk3). Gene Ontology annotation, biological process: spliceosomal complex assembly; regulation of mRNA processing; peptidyl-serine phosphorylation. Gene Ontology annotation, molecular function: ATP binding; protein serine/threonine kinase activity. The record is from RefSeq and is a predicted model, not a curated record. Gene Ontology annotation, cellular component: nucleus; cytoplasm. NCBI's taxonomy places the organism in Eukaryota, Metazoa, Chordata, Actinopteri, Labriformes, Labridae.
GCAUGGCUGCCCACUGCGCAUGCGCAGAGCCCGGUGUCCGGUGUCAGACUGACAGCAGCUGUUGAGACCGUGCACACGGGGACCGUAGCUGAAGGAAACACACCGAGAAUAACCGAGUGGACCCGGUACUGACCCGGGACAGACCCGAUACUGACCCAGGAUAGACGGACAGAACCUGAUGAUGCUAACAGACCAGCAGCUGUUUUGUCUCGGGUUAAGGGCUAACUGACAGGCAGGCCACGCCGCACGCACUGACCCUUUCCGACCCGGGUUAGAUUCUGGAGCAUCUGACCCGCCUACAGCCGGACCUCUCUCCCGGGGUUGCAGCCCGGUGUCUGGAGGAUAUCAGCUGGCUAACGGAGGCUAAAGCUAGCCGUCACAGAACCGUCAGACCAGUCGGGAUAGUUCGCUCUGAUCCGGCUGGGUUCGUGGACCGGAAGCCAGGAUGUUGAUAGCAGCCGUUGGAGCAGGAAGCGGAAACGCCGCCACCACAGGCAAGAAACACCGCCGCAGAGGAAAGAAAAACCGGAGAGUCCGAACAGAUGAGAACCGGCCUGAUGACCUCUGUGACCUUCAGAAUCUAAACAACAACAGAAGCCCCCCACCAAUAUCACCCACCUCUGCGCCAAACACCCAUCGGAGUCCUCCAGAGUCCACUCAUCUAUUCCCCCAGAGUCCUCCAGAGUCCACCCAUCUACUCCCCCAGAGUCCUCCAGAGUCCACUCAUCUACUCCCCCAGAGUCCUCCAGAGUCCACUCAUCUACUCCCCCAGAGUCCUCCAGAGUCCACCCAUCUACUCCCCCAGAGUCCUCCAGAGUCCACUCAUCUAUUCCCCCAGAGUCCUCCAGAGUCCACUCAUCUACUCCCCCAGAGUCCUCCAGAGUCCGCCCAUCUACUCCCCCAGAGUCCUCCAGAGUCCACCCAUCUACUCCCCCAGAGUCCUCCAGAGUCCACCCAUCUACUUCCCCAGAGUCUUCCAGAGUCCACCCAUCUGCUCCCCCAGAGUCCUCCAGAACCCACCCAUCUGCCCCCCCAGAGUCCUCCAGAACCCACCCAUCUGCCCCCCCAGAGUCCUCCAAAACCCACCCAUCGGCCCUCCAGGAGUCACCUAGAGCCCACCCAUCUGCCCCACCAGAGUCCUCUAGAGACAUCGGCAGGAAGCUCAGCUGCAUGUACACAAGGUGUCCAAGAGUCCACCAAAGCUAUCCAAAAAAACCUGCCCCAUACCAGGUUACCCACUGAAACCCCUCCACUUCCCCCCCAGAGUGUCCACAGAACCCCAACCGAGCCCCUUCUGAACCCCCCCAACAUCAAGACCUCCUUUAAGGAUAUGGCAGAUACCCCUAGAGCCACCCUGAGAGACCCUGUGGUCAGCCAAUCACCUCCCUCCAGAUCUCUAGACCCCGACCACAGUCCCAACCAAUCACCGCCCUCCUCAUCUCUAAAACCCUCCCAGAGUUCCUGCAAUUUACAGCCGAACACUAAUAGCCAGAAUUCCUUUGACUUACCUCAAAGAACCUAUCAGAGUCUCACUGACAGCCAAUCAGAUCUCUCAAUAUCACCCCCAGCCUUACCACUCAGUAUUACCAACAAUCACUCCAAACUACCAUCACCCUUACAUCCUGUGAAAGCUCCUCCCACACCUCCAUUAAGCCCCUCCCCCUUUCUGUUGCCCUCAGUGACCUUCACCUCCAGUGCCUCCUCCCACCCUUUCUCCCCCGCCUCCUCGUCCUCCUUCCUUUACUCCCUCGACUCUCUUGCGCCUCCCGUUGGUCUCCUUCCCAUGAUUUCAUCGGCCACCCCUCAGCUGACCACGCCCCCUCCACCAUUUAGUCCACCCCCUCCUGAGUUAACCCCGCCCCCUGUACAGUUGCUGGGCUCUGAUGAUGAAGAGCAGGAAGACCCGUCUGAUUACUGUAAAGGUGGAUACUACCCGGUGAAGAUCGGUGACCUGUUCAAUGGGAGGUACCACGUGGUCCGCAAACUGGGCUGGGGACAUUUUUCUACAGUGUGGCUCUGCUGGGACCUUCAGAGGAAGCGUUUUGUGGCGUUGAAGGUGGUGAAGAGCGCUCCUCACUACACAGAGACGGCACUGGACGAGAUCAAACUGCUGCGAUGUGUGAGAGACAGUGACCCGUCUGACCCCUUCAGAGAAACUAUCGUCCAGCUGAUCGACGACUUCAAGAUCUCUGGAGUGAAUGGAGUCCAUGUGUGUAUGGUGUUGGAGGUUUUGGGUCAUCAGUUGUUAAAGUGGAUCAUCAAGUCGAACUACAUGGGGCUGCCUCUGGUCUGUGUGAAGAGCAUCAUCAAACAGGUCUUACAGGGUCUGGACUACCUCCACACUAAGUGUAAGAUCAUCCACACUGACAUCAAACCAGAGAACAUCUUAUUGGACGUUGACGAGGUCUACAUCAGACGACUGGCAGCUGAGGCAACCGUCUGGCAGAGAGCUGGAGCCCGGCCCCCUUCUGGGUCAUCAGUUAGCAUGGCUCCCAGGGAUCAUCAGAUGGGUAAGCUGUCUAAAAACAAGAAGAAGAAGUUAAAGAGGAAGGCGAAGCGUCAGCAGAGGCUGCUGGAUGAGAGACUGGUCGACAUACAGAGGUUGGAUGAUGGCGAGGGUGUGCCUCAUCCUGACGACACCGACAGUAACUCAAACACUAAAGGGAGCCCGGAGUCUACCUGUUCCUGGCUGGAGGACAGGUGUAAUGGCCACACCCCCGGACGGUUCUCCAGCCCUGCAUCCGGCCUAUCGGGGUUCUCCAGCUCUGUGAUGUCGGCAACAUCCGAGUCAGCACUUUCUACCCAAUCAGGAUGCUCGAGUGGACAAGACGUCUUCAGUGCGUCAGACUUCGUCCUCAGUCCGUUGGAUCCUCUGAACGCUCACAAGCUCAAAGUGAAGAUCGCUGACCUCGGAAACGCCUGCUGGGUGCACAAACACUUCACAGAGGACAUUCAGACUCGUCAGUAUCGAGCUGUGGAGGUUCUGAUUGGAGCAGAGUACGGAACUCCUGCUGACAUCUGGAGCACUGCCUGCAUGGCGUUCGAGCUGGCGACAGGUGAUUACCUGUUUGAACCUCAUUCAGGAGAAGAUUACACCCGAGAUGAAGAUCACAUCGCUCACAUCAUGGAGCUGCUCGGCCCGAUUCCUCUGCCCUUCGCUCUGUCUGGCAGGUACUCCAGAGAGUAUUUCAACAGGAGAGGUGAGACUGUGUGUGAGCUGCGGCACAUCUCCAGCCUAAAGCCGUGGGGUCUGUUUGAAGUCUUGUUGGAGAAAUACGAGUGGCCGUUGGAUCAGGCGGCUCAAUUCAGUGACUUCCUGAUGACCAUGUUGGAGCUGCAGCCUGACCGCCGAGCGACGGCCGCGCAGUGUUUGCAGCACGCCUGGCUGCACACAUAAACACACAGGACGACACACAAUACACACACACACUUAGUCUGGGAGCGUUUGAAGUGUUUCACUUUAUAUUCAGAGGGAAACGAACACAACUGUCUGAGCUGAUUCUUACACUGACCUACUGACCUCUGGCUGAAUCCAAACGUCUGAUUCUCACGAUGCGUUCACUGUCAUCCCGUUAAACAGAUAUAAAGCUGGGUUUGCUACAUUGAAAGUUCAAAUGUUUAUUAUUAACGCUCCUUUUAAUGUCACGCUGUACCGUUGUAUUAUUGCAGUUUCUUUCUUUGAGUUCUGAUCCUGUAAAUGUUGAAGAGCACUCCUCUUCAGGUGAGGUGUUCAGGUGUUGUUUGGAUUCAGCCUGAGCUCUGUUUCCUGUUCUUCACACUUCAGCUUCUUUCUCAAACUUUUCUCGUCUUGUUUCUUUUUUUCCGACUCUUGUUGAUUUCAUUUUCUCGAGUUAAUUUGAACUUCACUUCUCGCUGUUUAUGAAAGUUAUUGGUUACUGAUCAGAGACUCCUGAAUGCCUGUGAUGAUGAAAGUCAGCUUUGGAUUGGACGUAAACACUGUAGCUUCCUGUUCGCGCCUGAACCUCUCAGUUACUGAUGACAGUAUUUUUCUCCGGAGGGGCGUGGUCCUAGGAUGGCCUCUGACCUCCUCACCUGUAUUCAUGUAAUAAAUAGUGCCUUGAAAUAACCUCUGAACCCCCCCCACCGCCUACCCCGCUUCCCUGUAUCGAUGACAUCAGCAGUGACAUCACCAGAGACAAAGUUUUUUUUCUACGUGUCUGUCAGUGUGAAAUGUCUGCCGUCAAAAUAAAAAUUUCUGAAUUUUGA